This is a messenger RNA of Protopolystoma xenopodis, 769 nucleotides long. NCBI's taxonomy places the organism in Eukaryota, Metazoa, Platyhelminthes, Monogenea, Polystomatidea, Polystomatidae. The record is from the annotation of a GenBank genome assembly.
GACGAGUCCUGCGAUUUUUCCCAUUUCGCCCCACUCAUCCACCGGUACACUGCCAGCCUCCUGCUCCUCCUAUCCCUCUUGCUUCUCAGACACUCUCUCCUGCCUCAGUCCCGAGGCGAAGCAGCCGCUUGUACCCUCUCUGCCUCACUCCUGCCUCCCACCACCACCGGUACCAAGAGUCCAGACCUACGGGAGAGUGGACGAAAACGACCCCUCGAAUCGGUACUGUCCUCUGACCAUCGGCGAGGCUGUUCGUGAGGCCCACGGCACCGUCUUCUCCCGCCUAACGGCUUUUGCCGCCGCCGCCGCCUCGUACUACCCCCUUGCGGCCGCAGCCAUGGCCGUCGCCAAUGUUGCCGCAACAACCGCCAAUAAUCACACAACAAAUCCUUCUGCUGCCAUCGGAUUGGAUGGGGCCAUAGCGCCUCUUCAGUCGAGACUCCAGACUCGAAUUCCGAAACCCGACAUCUUGGAAGAGUUGAACGGAGAAAUCCGAUAUCCUCCUACGCGUCCACGAAUUCGUGGUCCGGUUGUCAUGUCAACCAGACGGGAGCAAGAGGAGCCAGUUACCGUGUGGACGUCAUCAGGCCUGACAAGCAGCAUGGGAGGCCGCCAACCUCGAUCAAGCCUCAACUCGAUACACCUAUCGGGAGACCCCAAAGUCAAUAGGUAUCCAGAAAUAAUAUAUUAUUAUAUAUUGCAUAACUUCAUUCAUAUGAUAUGUGUCCAUCCUAUCUUCUUUGAGGUGCUAAAAAGAACUUGUAGUUGA